Notodromas monacha is the source of this 1232-nucleotide messenger RNA. The record is from the annotation of a GenBank genome assembly. Lineage: Eukaryota; Metazoa; Arthropoda; Ostracoda; Podocopida; Cyprididae.
AUGCGCGGCGGUCACGCUUUAAUGAGCGUGGCAAGGGGCGAGGAAAAAGUGGAGCAAUUCAGCACAGCUGAUAACAAUGGUAGAAUUCAACUCGUUCCGAGUGGCAAUAAGUGUACGCUCAAUUUGCAAAGGAAGUCAGAUGGUCUCCUCCUGGACUCAUAUGAGUUGCCUGUAGGCAUCCGAACUGUGUCAUGGAACUCUGAUCAGUUCUUCAUCAACAAUUCGCCAUUUUACUUCCGUGGUUUCGGAAAACACGAAGAUUAUCCGAUUCGGGGAAAAGGUCUCGAUUGGCCAUAUAUAAUCAAAGACUUCAACCUCCUUCACUGGGUCGGCGCAAACUCUUUCCGAACUUCCCAUUACCCCUACUCUGAGGAAAUCGUCCAAACUGCGGACAGAUACGGAAUCGUCAUAAUUGAUGAAGUACCAGCUGUGGCUCUAAGAUACUUCCAUGCAAGCGUACUUGAUGUGCACAAGCAGAUGGUUGCGGAACUUAUACAAAGGGACAAAAACAACCCUAGUGUGGUCAUGUGGUCAUUGGGCAAUGAAUGCAAGACUGCGAUCAAUGAGUCACAACCAUACUUCAGAGAACUCGCUACUUUGACUCGAGAGAUGGAUCCAACACGGGCAGUGACAAUCGUCACCAAUCAAGAUUUUGACAAGGACGUCGUCGUUCCGGACAUGGAUUUAGUUUGUGUGAAUCGAUACUACGGAUGGUACAUUCAAGCAGGACAUACUGAACUCAUUCAAUCGGGUGUCAUUGACGAAUACACAAAAUGGAGAAGUCGAUUCAAAAAACCCAUAAUCGUCGCCGAGUAUGGAGCAGGAGCAGUAGCAGGAAUGCAUGCCGGUCCAGGCGUGGCAUUCACUGAGGAAUAUCAAAUUGAGGUAUUCAAAGAACACUUCAAAGCCUUCAAACAUCUGCGAAAUCAAGGAUUCUUCGCGGGUGAAAUGAUAUGGAAUUUCGCAGAUUUCAUGACUCAACAAGAGGUCAAUCGGGUAUUUGGAAACCGGAAAGGCAUAUUCACGAGGGAUCGACAGCCAAAGAGUUCUGCAUUUGUUGUACAAUCCCACUAUUUGCAACUAGCCUUGGAACUUGACAAGCAUUUGAAGGAUUCCCCGAGCGCGAUUGAGCAAAGAAACUGGUGUCUUUUGGAACCCUGAAGAAUUUUUGAUAAGGGACGUCGUUCGUUUUUUUUUUCUCAUGAAUAAAAUCAAAUGAUUCUGUAAAAAAA